Messenger RNA from Lucilia cuprina (Australian sheep blowfly), 2584 nucleotides. RefSeq names its product regulatory protein zeste (gene z). The transcript has 3 exons. The coding region runs from base 543 to 2192 and encodes 549 amino acids. Lineage: Eukaryota; Metazoa; Arthropoda; Insecta; Diptera; Calliphoridae. The record is from RefSeq and is a predicted model, not a curated record.
UCAGUUGCUCAUUGAAAGGCCGAGUGAGUGGAGUAAAAAAAUUGUGGAAUAAAUAAAAAGCUGAAAGGUUUUGCGCGUUUUUUUUGUUAAGAAAAAAAGAAAAAUAAUUAUGUUUAUUAAAUAAAAUAAUAAACGAAAAGAAAAUGUAUUAAGUUAAAAAAGUUAUAUUAAUAAAUAUUUUAAUAAAACAAAACUUUGCAAUACUUGUGUUGGAGAAGCAAAGAAAAAAAUUUUCAACGAGUUAUUAUUAAAAAGAGUUUUUGUUGUUGUACAAAAAGAGUGAGCUAGACAGCAUGACAGUAAUAAACGGCAGAAAAGUGUGAGAUAAAAUUAGAGUGAAAAAAAUUGAUUUUUUUAAUAAUAAAGGCAAAAAAAUAAGUGAUUAUUUACCAAGUAAAUAAAUAACAAAAUUUGUGCAAAAACUAAUAAAAUUUUUUUUGCUUCGCAUUGAAGAAGAAGAAGAACAAGCAAAAGAAAACAACAAAACAAAAUUUAAUUGAGUUUUUAACGCAAAAAAUAUUUUGUAUAUGAGAUUUUAUUGAAUGAUGUCCACGGAUGGUACACAACAAGCCGUUACAGUCACGGUUAAAGUGGACGAUACAAUUUCCGGUGCUGGUGGUGGUAAUAGUAGUGGCUCUGGAACGACAGGCGGCAAGUGUCAUCAAAUGUCCUCAUUGACACCACGUUUUACUCAUGAAGAAAAAGAAAUCCUAUAUACAUUAUUUCAUCAGCAUGAAGAAGUGAUUGAUAUAAAAUUUCGCAAAAAACAACGUUCCAAGUAUUCGGUACGCGAAGCCUGGGAACAGAUAGUACGCGAAUUUAAUUCAACACCGGGCGUUAGUGCUAUGCGUAAUUUGAAGCAGAUACAAAAGUUUUGGUUAAAUGCCAGACUACGCAAACAGUAUCCCUUUCGCAGUGGCCAACAAAAACAAAACUCCAAUAAUGACAACAACACAAGCCACAUAAUGAAAAGUGAUGAACAUCAUGUCAUCAAAGAUGAGCCAGCAUUUCAUAUUUCAAAUAAUGAAAAUUCCGAACACAAUGAACAAAAUGAAUCAUUCCAAGAAAUGGAAAUGGAGACGAAUGGUGUUAAUGAUAUCGAAGAAGAUCCUUUAGAUGCUCAACAACAGCCGCAGCAGCAACAACAGCAGCAGCAGCAACAACAACACCAACAACAACAGCAGCAAUUACAGCAACAAGUAGCAGAAGCUGCUACCAUACAUACCCAACAAAUUAGUGUAGAUCAAAUAUCGACCGAGAAAUUGACACUUAAUGAUCUAUUGCAAUUUAAAACUAACAGACCUAGAGAAGAGAUAAUAUUACAAAUAAAACAUCCUGCAGAUACCACUGGUACUCAAAUAACCAUACCUUCCCCUUCACCAACACGCAUUACCAUACCCACUCAUCAUCAGCCACAGCAGCAUACCAUGGCCACCAUUACGGCCAAUGGUUUUAAUCAACAAAUUAUCAGUGAAAUCAAACCUCAACAAAUCACUUUGGCUCAGUAUCAGGCUCAACAACAGCUGCAGCAACACCAAUUGGCUCAACAACAGCAACAACAAUUGGCACAACAAGCCCAGCUGGCUGUACUGCAGCAACAGCAACAACAGGCUCAACAACAACAGCAGCAACAGGCUGCUGCCGCCGCUGUAGCUGCCGCAGCUGCUGCUCAACAGCAACAUCAACAACAGCAGCAACAACAACAGCAACAAGUUAAAAUGCAACUACAAACACCCACCUCACAAUUUGCCACCGCUACACCCACAUUCACUUGUACCACCUUCAGUGCCUUGCCAACGGCGGCUGUGGCAGCUGCUGCUGCAGCCAAUACACAACACACCAACACCUUAACUUCAAACAAUCCCAAUAUUGCCACUCUCACCGCCAACAAUCCCACUUUAACCGCUAAUUUAUUAAACUCAACAGCCCCCAUAGCUGCAACUAACACUGCCGCCCAGGAUUCAUAUGAAGAGAAAAUUAACUAUUUUAAACUAAAAGAGGCAGAAUUACGCUAUAAAGAGCAACAGGUUGCUUUAGAGAAAAAGAAAAUCGAAUUGACUCAUGCCCAAGGUCAACUGAAACAUUUGAGAGAGGUACAUCGUUUACAGGUGGAGGAAUUGAAAAUGAAAAUACGUAUACUACAGGAAGAGGAGAAACAAUUGCAAAAGUCCUCCUCACCCUUGGGUAGUUAAAGGGUUUAACUAUUCAAAUAUUUUAUUAAAAUUUUAAGUUUUUUUAAACAGUGUAUUUAGUUUUUCUCAAAAAUUUUUUUAAUCUUAUUAUUUAUAAAUAGUUUUUAAGUCAUUUAUUUGUUUAAGAUUUUGUGUGUGUUUUUUUUUUUUUUCUAAAAACAAAGAAAAUAUUUUUAUUAUUAUUAUAGCAACCUUACCCCCUCCCCUAACUGCUCAUAUUAUAAUUUAAAUGUUAAAACAAAAAUGUAACUAAAAUGUAUGUUUAACAUAACAUAGUGUAUUUUGUAUAGUUUAUAUAUAUAUAUAUUUGUAAUUUUUAACCAUAAAACAUAAACAAAUUAAUUAAUAUUGUUUUAAUUUCUGUAUUUGUUUAAUUAAAGAAAAAAAAGUUG